AUGAAUAAGUUUAAAAAUAAAGUUCAUUACGAAUCUCCUUGCGAUUCCGAUAAUGAUUGGACUGAUUCUUCAGAAGACUCUAAAUAUUCUGAUUCAGAAAGUUCGGUCCCUGAAUGGGAUUCGGAUAUUGCAGAAGAUGGAGAGUUGGUUUAUAUUAAAGUAAAAAAUAAUAAUGACCAUGAUAAUACUAACACUCCACUGUUAGAGAACUGUGAAACUUUCAAACUGCGAAGUGAUUUUAAAAGAGUGUCCACACGGAAAUCUGCAAAAGGAAAAAUAUUCAAGGUACUAAAAACUCGUAAAGCAAAAUGGGAUAAUGGAACUUCAAAACUUGAUUUUGAAAGUAGUCAAAAUCGUGGUAAUCUUAAAAACAGUUUAGAAGAUAAUAAUAAAUUUGUUAUUAUUCAGGUUAGCAAAAAUAUGAUAUUCAAUAGCGAGAAAAACUGCCAAAUAGAAAAGCAAGAUAACAAAGCGCAACCAGUGUUACUUGAAGACCUAUUGGCCACACAUUCAGUUACACUACCGUUGGAAGUCAAAAUACAAGUUGAUGAUGCAAUAACAGAAUUAGAAGCCGCUGAUUACCGCGAAUGGACAGAUGAUGUUGAAAAUUUCCAAAGGCUUUACACUGUUAUUGGAGCUUGUUUGUAUUAUUCUGGACACCUUUUGAGUUCCCAUUUGCGCGACGAAGAUUUGGUUGAGAUAAAUGCAUUUCUUAAAUUCAACAGUGUACUCAAAAUUAGCACCGAAAAAGAAUUAGAUAAACUUGUGAUAUGGAAAGAAGUUUUCAUCAAAGAGCACAGAAUGCAAUCUAAAAAUGAUAAAACUGAUAACAGAAUUCCCGACGGCCGCUGGUUUCUAUUAAUUAUAGGUAAGGGUCAUUUUAUAUUAGCGACUCUUAUGGAAGCUGGUGGAUGCACAGAAGAUGCCGUUGGUGUGACAUCGCCUUCGCCGUUCUAUGUAGAAGAGUGUGAAAGUUGCCUGGAGUUACUCUACGAAGUGGGACUUAAUAAGUACCUAGCGGCGUGGUUCUCCUCAAACACUCUGCCACAAGUUGAGACGUCACCAGAAUACCUGACAAAGUACGGGAGGAAAAUGAGGGAGAACAGUUCUGCCAAGUCGGAUGCGCCAAAGGGGGCCACGUUGAAACUGUCAAAGUCUCAGCCGGAUCUGAAGAGGCGCCACAACUCGACGGACCAAAUCAACGCGGGUCCCUCUUCCUCCGACGGCCACAUGAACAGCUACCACAGCGCGAGCCACCACAGCCUGCACAGCCCGUGGUACACGGCCCAGAAGAACUACAGGCAUUCCAGUAACUUGGACAUUGCUUAUUCGGAGGACUCCAAUAGUGUAAAGAGCAACAGUGAGAUCAGCGAAGAGAGAGUGGCGGGAAGGCGAGCAGACAGGGAGCAGAAAUGCCGUCGAGACUCCUCGGGCUCUGACUCCGACUGGGACAGACAGGAUACGAGCAGAGCCAGUGGUAAUAUGGACAUGACAGACAUCAGGAAAAGUUUGUUGAACGAACUUAACCACGUCACCGUUCACAGAAUAACGGCGGGCGAUGAGAACGUCUUAUUCCAUUUCGUUCAGCUCGAAUCCGAGAAAGGGGUCCUGAUAGCGCCCGUAAAGAGCGUCGAAAUACAGGCCAAUAACAUUUUGUACUCGUUCAUUGUCAGAACGUUCCGACAAGCAUGUAAAAAGAUACACGAAUUGUUGCAAUGUAGUAUAAAGUUUAAGAAGAACCACGCCCCUUCGAAUCCGUUAAAUAAAAUUCUCGUCGCUGUCCGGGAAUACAGUAUGCUGUUUGAAGCGCCCCAGGAGGUACUGAGCCAAUGCGGUGUCAGUAAGAAGAACGCCGAGCCAUUUUUGUUUUGGGUAGUUGGCCGAGUCUUCAGUGAACCAGAACCCCGGGAGCUGUAUGUAUGCUACCAUGAAUCCGUCCCUCAAGAUCUCAACGAAAUUGCUCAUCUGCUGUCAUAUUUAGAA
Molecule: messenger RNA, 1983 nt
Organism: Iphiclides podalirius (scarce swallowtail)
Lineage: Eukaryota; Metazoa; Arthropoda; Insecta; Lepidoptera; Papilionidae
Source: the annotation of a GenBank genome assembly